ACCGUGUUUAACGACUGUUGUUGCCCCGCCAUGUGAGGAUAAAUAAGUUAAAUUCAUAGCGACCAACAACGUUUAUGUUAUUGUGUCCAGCAUACAAAACAAAACAUUGUUGCAUCCGUUCAAGAACAUUCAGCUUUUCCUGUCAAAAUAAUAACUUUCGUUUCGUCAACAUGUUAUGACGCAUAAUGCGCCAAACAAAAGCAUUUUUUUAAAACAAAAAUACGAAACAAGUAACUUUCGAAACAUAAAAAAGACUUUCUAAAAGUAAAAACAUAAAUUAUCAGUCGUCGAACCAUCUAGUCACCAUGAAUGUACGUUUGCUUCAACUUUGUUUCGGGUUGCUUUGCUUGGUGGGGAUUUGCUUUACUUCGCUCUACGUCUAUAUAGUGCGAUUAAGAUACAGUUUGUACGCCGUGAGGACGAAACGAGCUGUGGAACCGAAUACUACAAUAGUUUCAUUGGUUGCUGUGAAGAAAUGUGGUUCUGAGACGAUCAAGAUGAUGUUAUUAGCUCACCCUGGUAUUCAUAGAAUCACUGGCACCGAUUUCCCCCACGCUUGUUCAAACCCGGACGAACUUUCACAAUAUUUAAGGAAAACAGCAAACGAGUUUCCCGAUAAACGAGCGAUUGUAAUCGGAGACAACGAGUGUUUCAACAUGCCGCAUGCUCUCAAUGGUUUAGGUCGCUACAGACCAAGCAAGGUUAUUGUUCUAAUAUGCAAUCCUGUUAAAAGAACGUUUUCAGAUUAUCACCACAUACUGCAGAACAAUAAGGAAUACAUAAGUGGCGACUUCGAUACGAUGGUGAAUAGCGCGGUUUCAAAGUUCAAAUCAAGGAAGUCUGACGUGGAUUUUGGGAAAGACAUCAAUUCGCUUGUGUUCCGUCGUGUGUUAAAUGAAACAUUUGUGACCAGAAGUAUCUAUUUAUACGGGUUAAAAGAUUUCUAUGAUUUAUAUCCUCGUGAUGACGUGCUUGUUGUGACCGGGGAGGACGUCAUAACCUCACCAGCCGUUGUGAUGAACAAAAUUCAAUCGUUUUUAGACUUACAACAAGUUAUAACAGCGAACGACUUUGUAAAGCUUCCAUCGACUGGAUUUUACUGCCUUGUCGAAAACGCGACAUGCCCCCACCCGCCCUGCGCUACAGCCAACAUCAUAAGGAGAUAUUGUCCGUCAAGCAAGAAGAGCCUAACGACUGUGCGAGGAAAACCAGUACCCAGUCCAACGGCCGUAACAAAAUUGAAAGCGUUUUUUCGCCCCUUUAACGAGGAGCUGUUUGAUCUGCUAGGUUACAGGUUCAUGUGGUAA
This is a messenger RNA of Ciona intestinalis (vase tunicate), 1307 nucleotides long. The record is from RefSeq and is a predicted model, not a curated record. NCBI's taxonomy places the organism in Eukaryota, Metazoa, Chordata, Ascidiacea, Phlebobranchia, Cionidae.